GAGUCGGCUGUCGUGGACGACCUCGCCCUCAUGUGCGUGUGCAAAGACAAUCGCCUCCUCGGAGACCAGCUGACCAGCCUGGUGACUAUCCUCCACAACACCAUGUUGAGCUAUGGCAUGAGCCUGAAGUAUAGGAAAGGUAAGUCCGCCAUCCUGCUCUCCAUUGGCACUGUUCAGACCAAGCACAG
Molecule: messenger RNA, 188 nt
Organism: Prorocentrum cordatum
Lineage: Eukaryota; Dinophyceae; Prorocentrales; Prorocentraceae
Source: the annotation of a GenBank genome assembly